AUGACAAAUACUAAAGCAGAUGAUGGCAACAAGGUCACCAUGACUGCGGAUGAGCUGAAGCGAUUUCAAGAAUCAUUCAAGGACAAGGAAUUCCGCACGCUGUUUUUUGAUUAUAUGAACGAACUUUCGGAUCCUAAAAACAGAGAGAUUUAUGAGCAUGAGCUAUCAAUGCUAGAGUCAGAAAAGGGAAACGAUGUUCGAUAUGUUAAGCCUAUUGGAGUUUAUGUUAUCAAGACUGCUACAGAUACUUUCGAGUCUCCAGUAAAGGUUUUUAUCAACAUGUGUUCAUCUGUCGAAAUCGAGGCUGCUGCUCAAAGUACUUCCAAAAGUUUUUCAAAACCUGGCGGAAAACAUUGGAAUAUCCCGUAUAGUCUUGCAUCUCCUCGCGAUGAUGUUGAUAAUGCCAAAAAACCUUGCCAAGUAUACGAUUGUGUGUUUCACCCAGAUACACUCAAGAUGGGCUCAAGUUACCCAGCAUUUUCCAGAUUAUUGGAAUCUACAGCAAUUGAGGGAAUCGAGAAGCAAUUUAACGUCAAACUGAAAAGAGAUUAUAAGCAAAUUCAGAUGAAGUGUAAAGGAACACCUGCAAUGACAAUGAUUAGAACGAAAAGAGAUUCACCCGCUAGAUCUAAUGUAGAAACAUCUAUCGAGUUUAUUGAAAAAAUACAGAAACAGAAAAAAAGUAUGGCUGAAAAAAAUACCAUUGACACCAAGCAGAUACCUGUAGCCAAUGUACAAAUUGGACCAAAAGUCCCUGAAUAUACAAUCGUGCACCAACAACUUUUUGAUGAUUAUCAAAAGUUUACAAGCGAACGAGAAAAGCAUAAUGGAGCACGUCCAGACAAGAUCGUUAUUCGAAUAUCUCUGCCUGGAAUCGCAUCUGCGUCUGAAGCAGAUCUGGAUGUUGAUCCAAUGACCUUGAAUUUAGUAGUUUCUGAAAAAUACAAAUUACACAUUGACUUGCCGUUCCCAGUUUUUAACGAAAAGGGCGAUGCAAAGUUUGAUAAAAGCAAAUCAGAUCUCGUAAUUACUCUUCCGGUUGUUCCCGCGCCUUGUAAACUGGCUGAUCAUGAGGAUAUCACUUUUGUAAAGCAAGAGGACGAGCCCAUUGAGUCUUUGGUUGAAGAUAUAUCAGCAACGAAUACUAAUCCGUUGAUCAGUGUGCUUGGAUCAGAAACCGUUGCAAGCUUGCUUCCAAAGAAAACAGAUUCUGAUGAAAUUGAAAAUCAGCCAAUGGAAUUGGCGGCUGAAGUCUCAUCUCAACUUGCAUCUGAAUCAAACGAGUCUGUCCAAAACAUUAGUUCUCAAAAGGAUGUUUCUGCUUUGGUAGAGCAGUUUACAGACCAACUCAAAAUCACGCAAUCCAAAUCGCAAAUUCCACCGUUUCACAUCACCCAAUCAGCUAUGCAUACCACUAUUGUUGUUGAUGUGGCCAAUAUUGCUCAAGAUUCUUUAGAUAUUUUUAUCGAAGCUGAAGAGACAAGCAUUGGAUUUAGGGAUGCUAGUGGAGUAGAAUGGAAGCUUCAUCUCAAGUUUGAAUCACAGAUUGAUACUGCGCGUAUACAACCAUUUGAUAUUUCUGAUUCAAACGGAGUGCUGGUGGUAUACAAGACUACGUCUCAGUUAUGGAACAAAAUCACUGUAGUUCACCAAGAUGGCAGCUCAACAGUUCAAAUUUUGAACACCAUAGAAAAUACGUAUAGCAUGGAUGAAGAUCCCGACUUGGUCGUUGACGCUGGCAAGCAAGACAAUGCCCAUACUGUUACAGCACAUCGAGUCAAUGGGAAUGUGGUGGUAGAUAUUAUGCCAAAAAAAGAUAUUUUGGCAGCACUUUCUACAACAGGGAUAGAAGUUGAGCAAAAUACAGUUGCUGAUGCUAAGCCUAUUGCAGCACCCACAACUCUUCAUUGUGACUCGACCUCGACUCAUAUCCCAGUCAAGUUAAUCAACACGUGUCUAUAUGAUCUAGACUAA
This is a messenger RNA of Batrachochytrium dendrobatidis JAM81, 1974 nucleotides long. RefSeq lists its product as uncharacterized. The record is from RefSeq and is a predicted model, not a curated record. Gene Ontology annotation, cellular component: cytoplasm. The coding region runs from base 1 to 1974 and encodes 657 amino acids. The transcript has 9 exons. Gene Ontology annotation, biological process: axonemal dynein complex assembly. NCBI's taxonomy places the organism in Eukaryota, Fungi, Chytridiomycota, Chytridiomycetes, Rhizophydiales.